This is a messenger RNA of Necator americanus (New World hookworm), 873 nucleotides long. RefSeq lists its product as uncharacterized. The record is from RefSeq and is a predicted model, not a curated record. Gene Ontology annotation, molecular function: DNA binding. NCBI's taxonomy places the organism in Eukaryota, Metazoa, Nematoda, Chromadorea, Rhabditida, Ancylostomatidae. The transcript is spliced from 11 exons. The coding region runs from base 1 to 873 and encodes 290 amino acids.
AUGGAUUUGGAAGGAAACACAAUGAAUGAAACAAACAUUCCAAAUGUCGAGAUUCCUGCUCCACCAUUGAAGAAGCGUGGACGACCUCCUAAGAGGGAUCAAGAAUCGCUGAACGGAGAGAACGCUAUCGAUGCUUCGCAUGCUCCGAAGAAACGCGGUAGGAAGUCAAAUGCUGAACUUGCUGCAAUAGCAGCCAGUAGAGAAAUGCUUAGCGAUGGUGCAAGUCCUCCUCUAUCGCCAUCAUCGGAGAAACGCAGUCGACCAUCGGCUUACUCGUACGCGGAAUAUUCUGAUGCAUCGGAAGGUAGUGAUGAUGAUGAUGAUGACGAUGACGACGAUGAUGACGAUACUGCAAUCAAAAAAUCACCAAAGUCGCCGCCGAAAACAACAUCCACAACUCCAAGUGGAAAACGUGGACGUGGAAGGCCUCCAAAGGCUCAUAAAUCAACCGAAAACACACAUUCGACCAAGCCUCAUACGCCAAAGAAAAGAGGUAGACCGCCAAAGAAUCGAGCUAUGGAAAAAGAGAACGGGCAUGAGAAAACAAGCAAUUCUUCCUCAGAAACUUCACACAGGAACGAAUCCAGCAUCGUUAUGACUGAAAAGAGACGCCGAGGUAGACCUAGGAAGAGCGAGAAGGUUGAGGAAGUAGGAAAAUGGAGCGACGUGAGCGUUGCGCAUACUGGAAAAUUCACACUGCCGCUUCCUGUCCCAGAGAGUUGGCCAUUGGUUACAAAUAUGGAAGAAAUCAUGACGGAACUGUCCGAGAUGUAUAACAACGUUAAAGAUGAGAAGCGUGGCGAGUUUCACAACCAGAUCAAAGCUUUUGUCUUUGCGCUGCACUGGGAGGAUGGCAGCUUCUCCACUUCGUGA